Molecule: messenger RNA, 1324 nt
Organism: Harmonia axyridis
Lineage: Eukaryota; Metazoa; Arthropoda; Insecta; Coleoptera; Coccinellidae
Product: dnaJ homolog subfamily C member 25 homolog
Exons: 2
Coding region: 265-1260 (331 amino acids)
Biological process (GO): protein folding
Cellular component (GO): endoplasmic reticulum membrane
Source: RefSeq, a predicted model, not a curated record
AUUAUGCUAUCAAAUAGACGUGGAAGGAGAUUCGUGGAAAAAUGUAGUCCAGCCUAACCAUACGCUUUACAAUUUUUACGGUUCAUUGGUUAUUUUUUCAUUAAGUUGGAAAUAAGAAUUAAUAGAGCAGUGAACUGUAAUUUCUCAAUCCUGUCCAAACAUUCACUCAAGAUAAUGGAGUUUUCAUGACGUUUUUGUCACUUCGAUUUCAAGUAGUUUAGUGCGGCAACCUGAACUGUUAUCGUUAGAUUUCUAAAAAACAAUAUGAAUUUCUUACCUUGGUUAUUAAUUAUUUGUACUGUACAAGUAGCUCAUUCUACAUUAUUAGAUGGUAUCUACUGUGGAAGGAAUAAUUGUUAUGAUGUGUUGGAAGUCUCGAGAGAAGCUACGAAACAAGAGAUAGCAAGAAGCUAUCGAAGAUUGGCCAAACAGUAUCAUCCAGAUUUACAUCGAGGCCAAGAAGCCAAAGAAAAAGCUGAAGAACAAUUCAAAAAUAUUGCUACAGCAUAUGAAAUUUUGAAAGAUGAUGAAUCGAGAACUGAUUAUGAUUACAUGUUGGAUAAUCCUGACCAAUACUAUGCUCACUACUAUAGGUAUUACAGAAGGCGUAUGGCGCCUAAAGUAGAUGUCAGGAUUGUGAUAAUCGUUACAAUAAGUAUAAUAUCAGCAAUUCAGUAUUAUAGUGGAUGGCAAAGGUAUGAUGAAGCAAUCAAGUAUUUUAUGACUGUUCCAAAGUAUAGAAAUAGAGCUAUGGAUAUUGCAAAGCAGGAUGGAUUGUUAACUGAUGAUAAGAAAAACAGAGGUAAAAGUAAAAUGUCCAAAGCAGAUGUAGAGAAAGUGGUUAAAAAAGUUAUCGAGGAUAAAAUGGACAUCAAAGGAGCCUAUGCCAAACCAACAAUCAAGGAUUUGUUAUGGAUACAACUUUUAAUAAGCCCUUACACCAUUUUCAUGUACAUAUUUUGGUAUGUUUCUUGGAUUUGGAGACAUAGCAUUCUUAGACAACCUUUCUCAGAAGAGGAAAAGCUCUAUAUAAUCAGAAAAUAUUUGAAAAUGGGCCAACAUCAAUUUGAUAGUCAAGAAGAUCAUAAAAUUCAGGAGUACUUGAAUAAGGAGCUCUGGGUUAGGGGAAAUUUUGAUAAAUGGUUCAAAGAAGAAGAAGAAAAUGCCAAAAAACUGUUAGCUGAAAACAAUCGUUAUAAACAAUAUAGAAGAUACCUUAAGAAUCAUGGAGUAAGCAGAAUGACUUUUGAUGAUUCUUGAAGAUGUUUAUUAUUUAUUUUAAUUUUAUUUUUGCGAUUCAAUAUACACCUUCAUUACUGGAAAA